Messenger RNA from Achroia grisella, 6522 nucleotides. RefSeq names its product alsin (gene Als2). The record is from RefSeq and is a predicted model, not a curated record. The coding region runs from base 103 to 4917 and encodes 1604 amino acids. The transcript has 9 exons. Lineage: Eukaryota; Metazoa; Arthropoda; Insecta; Lepidoptera; Pyralidae.
AUCACCAUAAUCUCUUAUUAAAGUGCAACAUGUUAAAUCAGUGUUUGAUCAAAGAAUCCAAUUAAUGAGUGUUCAAUGAUUUUCUAUUAAAAAUAAUAAAUAAUGAAUCGACAUAAAUUCUGGAGAGGAUUAACACCAUUAGAAGUAUGUUCCUCGCAAGCAGUACCCGAAAGAAUUGUCAAGUUGUCUUCCAUAGGCUCUGAUUUUAUUGUCCUAGGCAGUGACCAUUGUUUGUAUCACUGUGACAUUGAAGAAAACCGUCUAGAGUUUAAGAAGGUUCCUGGUAUCUCAGCCAUAGACAUAUCAUACCACAAUGAUGUUGUUUAUAUUAUUGAUGUACAUGGCCGCCUAUAUAAAACAAAUUCCAGCUUUAAAAGUAAAGAAGAAAUUGUGGUUAAAGAAGAGGCAAAAUGCUGUCCCCAUGGCUUUAAAAGUUCUAGUUUUAAAGUAAAAUUCAGAAAUGUGGUAACAAGUGAUUUUGGUCAACUUUUUAUUAGUAGUGAUGGUCAACUGUGGGGCUCAGGUACAAUGCUCCAUAUAGCUUUAGACACAACUAGUAUUAAGAAAGUGUCAUUUUUUGAAGGUAGGACUGUUUAUAGUGCAUCAGUAGGACAGAAUUUUGCUGCUGUUAUAGCUAGAAAAAAUGUUAAACGAUCAGGCACUUAUGAUACUGAAAGUGAUAAUGAUGAUGAAGAAGUAUUUGCAUCUAAUUGCUCACAAUGCCAGACAAUAAUAGGCCUAGCUUCUCCUGCAUCUGUACCGUCCCUAUCUGAAACCUGUCCACUUGGAGUCCAAAUUAGCAAAUCUAGUGAGGAUUCUAGUAGCACAACUGCACCACAAACAGACGUCCAUGUGGAUGCCCAUAGUUUUACAGAAGAUUCUAGUCCCUCAUCUGAGGAAUCCAAAAUUGCAAGAAAUAAUGCAACACAAAGAAAUUCAAAUGUAGAAACCAAUCCGAGUGAACAAGAAGUCAAAGUUUUGGAAGAUGAUGAUGAAAGAACAGAAAUUAUUACUGAUACACCUCAUGGAAGUACAGAUAAAAUUAAUAAUAUAUUUAUAAAUACGGAUGCUGCAAGACAAUUCCUAAGUAAACAAUUAUCUUGGGUGUCAGCUGGUGAAGAUUAUUUGGUGGAAUGUACAGAGAAACCCACAAGAAUAAUUAAAGAGAAUGUAUCUAAUCUUACAAAUUUUGUUUAUGAAGGUGUAAAAACUGUAGGUGACAAAGUUGCUACUUUAUCCAGACAUGUUAGUGGUAGUAGUGAAAAUAAUGAAGUUGUAGAACUUCAAUUAAAAAAUUAUAAUGAUGAAAUUAAUUCUCUGAUGUAUAACUGUACAUCUCAUUGUAAUUUUGAUGAUCUUCAAUUGUCUACAAGUACUAUUAGCAGUGAAAAGGAAUUUGAGACAGGUAGAAAAAAUGAAAAUAUUAAGAACAUGUCAAAACUUGGUAAGAAUAUUUUGGCAACUGAAUUAUGGACUUGGGGAGACAUAUCAUAUGGCCAAUUAGGUAUUGGUGAUACAGUUAAAAGACUCAAACCGAUGGUAGUUAUGAGUUUAUCAGGCUAUGGACUACAAAAAGUAUCCUGUGGUAAAUGGCAUUGCUCAGCACUUACAUUAGAUGGACGACUUUUUUCAUGGGGUUACAAUCAUUACCAUCAAGUUAGUUUUGACUCGAGAUAUGACAAAAGUGGUCCUAAACAAUUCACAGAAAAGUCAGACAGUGAUCGAGUCAGAGAUAUGAUAGCCACUGACCACCACACCUUAACAUAUACACAUAAUGAAAAUAUUUUUUAUAUGGGAAAACAUACAAAUGGAUUUACUGAGAGCUUAAUUAAGUUGAAUGAUGAAACAGCAGAUAAGGAAGUUACUGAAAAUAAUAAAACUGUGCCUGUGAAAAUUACUGAAUCCCAAAUUGUUGGAAAUAAACCCCAAAAUAUGUGCUAUCAUUGGAGAAUAUUGUCAUCUGGUAAUAUUAGUUAUUGUUCUCUGGAAGACUCUAAGUGUCUAGAAUUCCAAGAUCUUUCCAUUGCUCAAAGAUAUUUGGAGGAAAUGCUUUUGAUAUAUCAUUCUCUAAUCAAACCUUUUCUUAAGAAAAGUAAGGCUGUAAAUGUACAUUCCAUUAUAUAUGAAAAUGUUUGUGAUAUAUUUGGUGACAUUUUGAAUAUAACUGCUCUGAAUGUACUCUCCAUGUGGCAAUAUGCAGAGAAGCAUAUAAAUGAAUGUGAUAUUUCUUUAAUAAAAAAUUUAGAAGAAUAUAUUUAUUUAUACAGAAAGUAUUAUGUAGCUGUAAGCAAUUUAAUUGUUAUUGGUGGUUUCUCACAAAUAAAUAGUAUUGUUGAUGUAUCAUCAAGUAUUUAUAACUUGUUUAUUGAUCAACUUCCAUCCUACAAACAGAAAAACAACAAGAAAACUCUAGAAGCUAUUGUGGCAUUAGCAUUUGUACAACCAUUAACAAGAUUAAGUUCCUACAAAUGCAUAGCACAAUCUAUACUGAGAUACAAAAAAAAGAGAAAAAAAGGAGACUUUAAAUCAAACAUUGAGGAAAGACUAAGCAAUGUUGUAUCAUCAUUAGACUCAUUAAUAGAAGAACAAGAGAAAAAACGAAAAGAAGCAGAUGUAACAAAACUAUUUUGGGAGACAACUGGCAAAUCUCUGGACCAGUAUAGGAUUCCAGAACGACGCCUAGUUAGAGAGUCUAAAUCACGUUCACUCAAUUUAGUAAAUCCAGGACGUUUUUCAUCCCACUGGUUCAUUUUAUUCAACGAUUUAUUUGUUCAUGUUAGUGGCAGCACUCCCAAUUUACAUCCAUUAGAGACAGUGUGGAUAGAAUCGAUACCAAAUAAUGAUUCAUUAUUGAACAUGAUUCAAGUUACAACACCGGAAGAAGUUAUAUCACUUUCAACAAAUACAGAACAAGACAAAACAGAAUGGCUUCAUGCAUUAAAUACGAGUAUUCGUACAAAACUAAACAGGGACCCAAAUUUUAAAACGCCCUCAAUCAGAUCGGCAGAUUACACAUUUUCUAGUAAAAUUGCUUUUUAUAAAGAUGCAAAAUAUUCAGGAAGAUGGUUAGAUGGGAAGACACAUGGCAGUGGGAGACUUGAGUGGCCGGAUGGAAAACUCUAUGUGGGGCAGUUCCAACUAAAUGCUUUAUGUGGUCAUGGAAAAAUGGAAAUACCUACAGUAGGCAUAUACGAAGGCCAAUGGAAGGACAACCUCCAAAACGGGUACGGCGUAAUGAAAUACGUUACGGGUGAUAUAUACGAAGGGUACUUCAAAGAUGGCCAGCCACACGGUCACGGGAUUAAAAAGCAAGGAGACUUUACGUCAUCUUCUGCUACUAUCUACACUGGGGAGUGGGUAAAUGGGGCAAAACAAGGGUACGGAGUAAUGGAUGAUAUCGGCAAAGGAGAAAAAUACUUGGGCAGUUGGAGUGAUAAUAAGAAACACGGCUGUGGCCUCAUUGUGACCUUAGAUGGAAUUUACUAUGAAGGCCUUUUUGUGCAGGAUGUUCUAACGGGCCACGGCGUAAUGGUCUUCGAAGACGGUACUCACUACGAAGGCGAGUUCAGAUCAGCCGGCUUCUUCUACGGUAAAGGCGUGCUUACAUUCUCAAGUGGGGACAAGAUCGAGGGCUCGCUGUCCGGCGCCUGGACCGAGGGUGUCAAGCUGUCCAAUGCUACGAUGCAUUUGAACGUUUCUAACCCAACACCGCCUGCUAAUUCGAAACCUAAUUCCUUCGGAAAACUCAGUGUCGCGCCGCAUCAAAAAUGGAAUGCUCUAUUCCGCCAAUGUUUCCAAUGCCUCGGCGUAUCAGAUACGAUUCUCACGCCUACUGGCAAUCACUUCGCCAACGGACCAUCCGGCGCCACCAUAGACAACACAAAAAUAUGGCAUAACGUCGCAGUUGCAAUUUCCUGCUCACACAAAGAUAAGCAUGUGAAAACACCGAAGAAAUCGAAAGAUAUAGACAGACAGAAGUUAGUAGAUUCCUUGGAGGUGAUACCUCGAUUUGGACAGUCUACUCUCAGUUUAGACAGCUAUACAGAGUUGCGGCAGUAUUUACAAAAUCAGGCAUGCGAGUCUCUCCAUCAUCCAUUGGGGCGGCUGGUCCUCGGCCUCACGAAUGCCUUUAAUACAACAUAUGGAGGUGUUCGCGUCCACCCACUACUAUUAAGUCAUGCAGUUAAGGAGUUGAAGAGUAUCACCUCGAGGCUGUACCAAGUGGUUAGGUUGUUAUUCCCAGCACUGCCACCAGAGGGCACCGAUGUUGUGUUGUCGUACAGAAGAAAUUAUUCCAAUGAUGAAGACGAUGAGACUGUCGAUAGUAAUCCUAUUGAAGGUGAGGUGGUAUCAGCGGCGUCGUUACUGCAGCCGACUCUACUACCACGGGUCCACCCGGCGUUGUUCGUGUUGUACGCUCUGCACAAUAAGCGCGAGGAUGACUUGUACUGGCGCAGAUUGCUCAAGUGGAACCGACAGCCCGAUAUAACGCUUAUGGCCUUUUUGGGUAUUGAUCAAAAGUUCUGGAUAGGCUACACCGGCCAUAACAACCAAAUGUCACCGACUUAUACGCCGCUUAAGGAGCAGUUGUUUCACGAUGCUGUCGAGACGCUGCAGCAGCUGAAGACAACGUUUUCGCCAAUUGAGAAGCUACUAGUCAUCCGGAGUACUUUCGAGAAGAUGACCACGGCCGUACAACAGGAAUUAGGUGAGAACUAUCUAUGGAACAUGGACGAUCUGUUCCCCGUAUUCCAUUUCGUGGUGGUCCGCGCCAGGAUCCUGCAGCUCGGCUCCGAGAUACACUUCGUGGAGGACUUCCUGGAACCUUGCAUGCAGCACGGCGAGUUGGGACUCAUGUUCACUACAUUGAAGGCCUGCUACAUCCAAGUAUUACAAGAGAAGAUGACUAUCAAUUAAAAAAAUUGAGAAUAUAGAGUAGAAUAUACAAUGAUCUCGCAAUACGUCAAUGGUGCGUCGUAAACAAAGUUAUUUUUAAUUAGCUCGUAGCUUUCGCAAUAAUUUGCAAUGUUAAGGUCGUCGCUAAGUGUUUUUAUUUGAAAUGUGUCCUUAUCUAAUAUGUAUUGUGUAAUUGUAUGUAUUAGUAAACUUUAUAAAUGUAUAAGCAUUUUUAAUGGGUGAUAAUGGAAUGGUACUUAUUAUACUUUCCAGCCUGCACUAAUGAUAUUGGUUGGCGGGCAUCUAUGAAAGAUGUAUGAGAACGAUAUCGUAGUCAGGUCAGUUAACCCAUUGUGAUGAUGGAUUGACCAAUAAUUUCUCAGAUGAAAGGAGACUUAAAAGCGAGUACCUAUGACCCGCAAUGUUAGAAAUAUACAAUGUCUUGUCGACGAGUAUAUUGGUUUAAAUACUUAAUUACUGAUGAAUUUAUCCUUACGGGGCUAAUGUCAUUCUCCUGCCAGCGUUAUCGUUAGUGCAGGUAGGAGGCCACAUCCAUCCAUUAAAAAUAAUAGUAAGGUCAGAACACUACACAUCCUAUGUGGUUAUAGCCCACUAAUGUAUAAACGAAAUAUCUCCUUUGGAAAGUAUAAACUGUAUCCUGAGAAGAUAAAAACUAUCACUCCUAAGAAUAUCAUUUAAUUCUUGUCUCUGACGGUUAGCGUACUUUGAAAAGGGCGAACUCAAUAGAUCUAUGCGGGUUGCAGUAAUAGAGGUUAGCAUAUAACAAUAACUCAAAACCCUCAAUAAAAAAAAGGUCAGAACAAAAAGUGAAGUCUAAUAAAAAUCUAAACAAAUUCGAUUUGCACGGAAAAGAGUAUGAAUGAAGGGGUAAAGAAAUGGAGCGAUGUUUUAAAUAAUAUGGUUUAUGGGCUGAAUCAAACAAUUACACCUACGCAUGCGUUCGAUCGCGCGCUCCUGUUCCCACGUGGUAGUACGUAUAGUCGAAAAGCAAACCAAGUGUAACCUGAAAAUGGGAUUUAUUCAGCGAACACUUGUAAGUACGACACACAAUUACAAUGAACUUGUAAUAUUAUAAACAAUAGACAAUUAAUUCUACAGAUAAUAUAUACUAAUUUUGUUAUUAAACUUAUUAUUUUAGUUUGGUUUAAAAUAAGUAUCAUGCGUUAAAAAUUGUACUAUUCCAGUUUGCGAAUUUUAAAAGCUAAUGAAACACAUAAAUACUAGAGAUAGCAGUAUGUCCAACAUACUAAUGAGGUUUCAAAGACAUUGUAUAGUUUUUUCCAGUUCUAUUAUUAAUAAACGAGUAUGAAAUAAUUUAGUUGUAUUUAUUAUAAUUUAAAUUGUGUAAAAUAUUCAAUUAAACGUCAAUUAAGAAUGUAUUAAAGUAAAGAAUUAUGGAAUUGUUAACUAAAAAUACUCAAAUAGUUAGAAUAUUAUCAAUUUUAGUUAUAAUAUCUAUUGUUUCAUAAUUUAGUUAGUCUGUAGAACUCAAAAGAAAGACUUCCUAUUUAUUCUUAAUGAUUUAUUUCUAAUGAAGGCUGCUUGAACACAAUAAUAUUCUUAUACGGUGCCUUCUUUUUAUUUAUUGUUAUUAUUAGCCUAAUA